CGGAAGUGUCAGCUGGUCGGAGUUGUCCACAUAUUUCUAGCUCCGUGCAAGUUGUUAGCCAAAAAAUAUUAUUCCCUCGUUAAACACUGCUUAUUUUAAUUUAACUCGCAGUUUAUUUACUACACACAAGUACUUCAGCAACCCGACUAUGCUCAGAGUUUUAUUGUUCUUCCUCCCCGUUUUGUUCAAUAAGCCCACCUGUCAAAUUGAGCUAGCCAGUUAGCUUGUAGCUAGCCAGUGUCAAGCUGGUGAUCGAGAUUUUUCAACGCUUACAGUUUUAAUGUUGACUACAUAACGCUACGACAGGGAUCAUUAAUGGCAGCUCGGCAACCCUUCACAGACACGGAUACUGCCGAUGAAGCAGUGAGGGCGACCUGUGACGAUGCAACCAUAUGUAAAAGGUUUGCUACCAGUAAAAGCUACUGGAAGGACCCCUAUAUCCAGUAUUUCGCACGAUCUGUAGGGGAGCGGAAGGCACCUGAAAUCAAUAGAGGUUAUUAUGCCCGUGUUCGAGGAGUUAACCAUCUCCUUGAUGCGUUUAUAAGGAAAGCAGAGUGUGACUGUCAAGUAAUCAACGUGGGUGCUGGACUGGACACCACGUUUUGGAGACUUAAGGAUGAAAACCUCAUGCCACGGAAGUUCUUUGAAGUUGACUUUCCAACUGUUGUGGCCAGGAAAAUACACAAUAUUAAGACAAAACCGCCCCUGUCCAAACCCCUCAUCGAAACCCACUCUACAGACUCUUUACUACUAGAUGCCCACAGCCUUGACUCUGAUCGUUACUGUAUCAUUGGGGCAGACCUCAGAGACAUCUCUAAUAUGGAUGAAAAACUGAAGAAGUUCCAACUUAAUCCAGAAUUACCCACAUUGCUCCUGUCAGAGUGUGUGCUGGUCUACAUGACGCCCUCCCAGUCCUCCAAUCUAGUUCACUGGGCUGCAGAAACCUUCCACACUGCCAUGUUCAUCACCUACGAACAGGUGAACAUGAGCGAUCGAUUUGGCCAGGUGAUGAUCGAGAACCUGCAGCGUCGCCAGUGCACCCUGGCAGGAGUGGAGGCCUGCCAGUCUCUGGACACUCAGAAGGAGCGGUUUCUAAAGACUGGCUGGGAGCAUGCUGACGCUCUGGACAUGAUGACGGUGUACAGUAUGCUGCCCCAGGAUGAUGUGGCAAGAAUUGAGCGUCUGGAGUUCCUGGAUGAGAGGGAGCUGUUGCAACAACUUCUUCAGCACUACAGCAUCUGCUGGGCCACCAAGGACAAACUCAAUUUGGGUCUGUCACAGUUGGCAUUUUGAGUGUGAAACUGCUCCACUGUUGGACAUGCUUUACAUGUGUGUACGCCAAAAUCACCAACAAGAGAAGGUGUGUAAAGGGAGACAUUGGGAAAGAGGAAGCCUUUAUUCUCCCUCAAGCCCUCGUCUGGGAGCUGUUCUGGCGUGAAAACUCCCUGUAUCAGCAGAAUGUGAUUACAUGAGCGUCUUUUGUAACCCAGUAUGUGUUGAAGAUAAGAGAGAAUUAUGUUGAGAGCUGUGAAGAGGUUUGUCACUACACUGGCACUGAAUAACCAACUGUAAGAUGGAUCAGAUUAGUUUUUUUGCUUACAGACAUAUUUUGUCUGUGACUACGCAAUCACAUAAAAUGAGUAUCUGCUCCCCUGUGUUGGAGAUUAACGCAUGUAUGAAGUUUGAAGAAUUUCAGAUGUCAUAUAUUUGUCCUUGUCUGAUUUUUAUGUGCUAUUUUGAUUUUAUUUAUUAUUCGAUUGUACUUCCCGGACACAUUUUCUUACAAAACAUACACGCAUGCAAUAGAACUAGUGUCAAACUGCAAGAAAUCCAUUACAUGCAACUACUGGUUAAUUUACAUCUGCCCAUAAAAUGUUUUCUAUUCUUGAGCUUCGAACAGCAAAGCGGACAUGACAGAUUAGUUUGUGAUAGAUUAUAUUUGAUGAAUGCUGUUUAAGUGCAGUUGAAUAAAAAUUUCCUUUUGUGUAA
Molecule: messenger RNA, 1989 nt
Organism: Siniperca chuatsi (mandarin fish)
Lineage: Eukaryota; Metazoa; Chordata; Actinopteri; Centrarchiformes; Sinipercidae
Gene: lcmt1
Product: leucine carboxyl methyltransferase 1
Exons: 11
Coding region: 316-1293 (325 amino acids)
Biological process (GO): C-terminal protein methylation
Cellular component (GO): cytosol
Molecular function (GO): protein C-terminal leucine carboxyl O-methyltransferase activity
Source: RefSeq, a predicted model, not a curated record